AUGCUGACCCCAAAGACCAUGACCUCCAUCCUUUUCACCCUCCUCCUGACCGCAGCCCACCUCACUGCCGCCACCCCCAUCUCCUCGCCAACUCAACAGGACAAGCAAACACGCUCUCAACACAAUGCCCAUGACCGCCGCGGCGACACGCCCGACCUCUCGUGCCUCACCCUCCCCACCGUAGCAGGCGCCGCCACGCCGCUACCCACGAUACCCACCGGCUACAAGCUCAAGCACGUGGCGCUGGGCGUAGGCACCCAGAACUACACCUGCAGCAGCGACUCCGCCGACGCCGUCGCCGUCACGUCGCCCUCCUCGGCCGGCGCUCUCGCCUCGCUCUGGGACAUCGGGCCCUUCCUCGCCUCGCCGCUGGGCCACCUCUUCGAGAAUGCGCUGCCGCCACUCGCGCUGGCCAUGUACGGCGCCCUCUCGUCCAACGAGGGCGAGUCGUGGUGGGACGCCGUGAUCGCGCAGAUGCCCUGGAUCCCUUCGGCCUCGGGCGACACGGCCGCCAACACCCUCCCCUCUACCGCCUUCGGCGAGCACUUCUUCUCCUCCACCCUCACCCCGACCUGGGACCUGCUGCCGUCCGCCGCCAUGUACCCAGACGAGGCCGCCAGCAUCGUCUUCCAGGGGAAAAAGGAAGGCAGCCUGGACGCGCCGCGCGACGCCUGCCCCGGGCUCAAUGGAGAAGGCGCCGUGCCUUGGCUCUACUUGACCAAGUCGUCGACGACGGACGACGGCAUCGCCGCCGUGUAUCGCGUCAUCACCGCCGGCGGCAUGCAGCCUGACACGUGCGAGGGGCUGGCUGGGCAGGAGAUUGAGGUCAAGUAUGCGGCAGAAUAUUGGUUUUAUGGACCGUGA
This is a messenger RNA of Diplodia corticola, 864 nucleotides long. RefSeq lists its product as uncharacterized. The transcript has a single exon. The coding region runs from base 1 to 864 and encodes 287 amino acids. The record is from RefSeq and is a predicted model, not a curated record. Lineage: Eukaryota; Fungi; Ascomycota; Dothideomycetes; Botryosphaeriales; Botryosphaeriaceae.